Molecule: messenger RNA, 1173 nt
Organism: Iphiclides podalirius (scarce swallowtail)
Lineage: Eukaryota; Metazoa; Arthropoda; Insecta; Lepidoptera; Papilionidae
Source: the annotation of a GenBank genome assembly
AUGUCCCACUGCUGGGAAAAGGCCAAAGGCCUCCUCUAUACACAGUGCCAACCGAUUCAAUUUAAUUACGCCGAAACGUUACAGGAAAAGAGAAACAGAAACGAAAACAUGCCGGAGGUGCAGAUUGAGGAGGUGCGCAGGUUUAUGGUGGAGAGCCUCGUGGUGGCUGGAGCCCCAGAAGUGGAGGCCGAGGCUCAAGCCGACCUACUCCUCUACGCAGAUACCGUGGGUCACUUCAGCCAUGGCCUUAACAGACUAGAGCUGUAUGUGAACGACAUGAGGGGAGGCGUGACGAAGCCGGACCUAAAACCGGUUGUCCUGAAGGAGACAGUUGCCACCGCCUGGGUCGACGGAAUGGACACGCUGGGCGCCACCGCCGGCAACUUCUGCAUGGACCUGGCGAUCAGAAAGGCCAAGGAGACCGGCAUUGGUUGGGUGUCAGCUAAACGAACAAAUCACUUCGGUAUGGCGGGAUAUUGGGCCAAGAAGGCGGAACGGGAGGGCAUGAUCGGUAUGGCAUUCACGAACUCUGCCCCCGUUAUGGCGCCAACGAGAUCGAAACAGAGCGCUUGUGGCACAAACCCAAUAUCGAUGGCGGCACCGGCAAUAGGUGGCGAUUCGAUGGUGGUCGAUAUGGCAACGACAACAGCUGCCAUGGGCAAGAUAGAGGUGCAGAUACACAAGAAAGCUCCAAUACCCGAGGGAUGGGCUCUAGGGCCCGAUGGUCGUACUACCACAGACUCUCAAUUGGCGUUUAACACUGCCAAGCUUCUUCCACUCGGUGGGUUUGAAAACACAAGUGGCUAUAAAGGUUACUGCCUCAGCGCUAUGGUCGAAAUAUUCUGCAGUGGACUUUCUGGUUCAAAUCCAGUCCACAAAGUGCCAGCCUGGACCUUUGACCAAGAAGUCCCGCCAAACUUAGGCCAGUGCUUCGUGGCCAUCGACCCCGAAUGCUUUGCCCCCGGCUUCGCUGAACGGGUCGCCGAUUGUCUUGCGCAUUGGAGGAACUUAGAACCCGUUGACCCCUCGAUGCCUGUUCUAGCGCCUGGCGACAAGGAGCGCGAUAACAGACGUGCGACAUUAGAAAAAGGAACCGUCACAUACCCCCAAGGGCAAAUAGACUCGUAUGGUCAAAUGGCAAAGAAGAUCGGCAUCAAGCCGUUAGUUGUUGUU